Molecule: messenger RNA, 3158 nt
Organism: Erigeron canadensis
Lineage: Eukaryota; Viridiplantae; Streptophyta; Magnoliopsida; Asterales; Asteraceae
Product: probable receptor-like protein kinase At1g49730
Exons: 9
Coding region: 812-2752 (646 amino acids)
Biological process (GO): protein phosphorylation
Molecular function (GO): ATP binding; protein kinase activity
Source: RefSeq, a predicted model, not a curated record
ACCUUGCAAUUCUAAAGUCUCUUUACACAUGUGAAGCAUGAGGGUGUGUUUAUGGGCCAUCAAGAAACACAUGAAGGGUGAUAACUAAUUAGAAUAUUGAACAUUAUAAUGACUUUUCGAUUUCUCCCUUGUUACAAGUGCCUGUUACUGUCAUGUGCCAUUUGAGUCAUUAUAUCCUGCUGCCGUGGCGGAAGAUAAGAAGGACCAAAGGGGGUUAUGGUCCCUCCAAAAUUUUGGAUCAUAUUUAGCAAUUAUAUAUUAUUUAAGAAUAAAUAAAAGUUUUUAUGUGUUUUUACCCCCUCGGAAACAAAACAUAGAUGUAGAAAAGAGAAAACCUAAAACCUAAAAAAAAAUUGACCCCUCCGGUACUGCCGUUCAAGUUCCGCCGCUGUGACAUAUUGAAAAUGAAAAUAAUAUGUGUUUAUGGGCCAUCAAGAAACACAUAAAGGGUUAAAUAAUAAUUAGAAUAUUGAACAUCAUAGUGACUUUUUGAUUUCUCCCUUGUUGCAAGUGCCUGUUAUUGUCAUGUGCCAUUUAAGUCAUUAUAUCCUUCUGCCAUGAUAUUUAUUGAAAAUGAAAAUAAUGUGGUGUAUGGUAACAACUGAUGUGUGCGGAGCAUUGGAAGUUAUUUGGAAAACUUGUGCUGCAGGGUGACAAGUGACAACUAAGUUAUCUUAGAAAGUAGAAACCUCCAUGGAUCACCUGAGUUUAUUGUUCCCAAAGCAGCUUUUAUGCUAUAGUCACGCUAUAAAACCACAUUGUUCUCGAUUGCCGUAGGUGAUUGGAGGCAACUGAAAAGUAACAGGUUACGAUGAACCCACCAUUUAAAUUAGAUUGCCCGUUAAACAUAAGUGCCUUUAACGUUACACGUGCUGCCAUCCUUUGUUCCGACCCACAAGCUAGAGCAAGUUGUUGUCGUUAUAUCAACGCCCUUGUUGCAGUUUCUAUUGCUCGUUAUGCAAACACAACUAGCAGCCUUGGAGUUUCUCCAGAAUUAUCGCCAAUAUGCCUCGAGACUUUAUCAGAGACCUUAGAACUUCAUGGAAUGACAAAAAAUGCUUCAGCUUUCUGUGGAUUUGGAACAAAAAUUCCCGUCAAUUAUGAGUGCCUUGGAAUAACAACUGUCAACCAGAUGCUUCAAUCUCCAAAAUUUUCUAAUGUCACUCUAAAUUGUAAGGCGCCAUUAGGUGAAGGUCGUUGUAGAAAGUGUUUGAAUGCUGGCAUCCUGUAUAUAAGGAACUUAGUAGGAUCUGGGGAUAAUACGACCGUGAGCACUUGCAGGGAUGCAACAUUUGUUGCUCUUGCCAGUCAAGUUGAUGAUGUCUCGGCUGUUGAGAUCGCUCACUGUUUUUUUGGAGUUCAAGGGCUCAGUAACAUAUCAAUAUUAACAGGAUCUUCCCCACCUGCAUUUUCACCUGAGUCGUCUCCAAGUCCGUUUGGUGCUGCUAGCCCAAGUCAACUCUCUUUAACGACUGACAUUAGACACCGUCCUUACCACCUCUCAUUGGUUUCUGGUAUUGGCAUCGCAGUUACGGUACUAGCCACUAUGAUGCUAGUACUAAUGAUUUUUCUUAUUCGUAGAAAACGUAGGGAAUUAAAUGGUAAGGAUAUGGCACCCGAUAAAACCUCAAUGAAAACAAUUUCUCAGCCUACCAAAAAAUUCCAAGAAGGUCCGUCAUCUAUGUUUAUAAAGUUUAGCUAUAAGGAGACGAAAAAAGCAACCAACAACUUCAGUACCAUUAUCGGACAAGGAGGAUUUGGCACUGUAUACAAAGCAGAAUUCAGUGAUGGUUCCACAUUAGCAGUGAAGCAUAUGGAUAAAGUGUCAGAGCAGGCUGUGGAAGAAUUCUGCAGAGAAAUAGAGCUUCUUGCUAGACUGCAUCACCGCCAUCUUGUUGCCUUAAAAGGCUUUUGCAUUGAAAAACAUCAAAGGUUUCUCAUGUAUGAGUAUAUGGCCAAUGGGAGCUUAAAAGAUAAUCUUCACAAUCCAGGUAUAGCUCCGAUGAGUUGGCAGACAAGAAUUCAAAUCGCAAUUGACGUGGCAAAUGCUUUGGAAUACCUCCAUUUCUAUUGUGAUCCUCCUCUGUGCCAUAGAGACAUCAAGUCCAGCAAUAUAUUACUUGAUGAAAAUUUCGUAGGAAAGGUUGCAGACUUUGGUCUUGCGUAUGCUUCUAAGGAUGGAUCCAUCUGUUUUGAACCAGUUAACACAGAGAUCAGAGGAACUCCUGGUUAUAUGGAUCCUGAAUACAUGGUCACUCAAGAGCUAACAGAAAAGAGUGACAUCUACAGUUACGGGGUCGUGCUCUUAGAGUUGGUGACCUCUAGACGAGCUAUACAUGACAACAAGAAUUUGGUAGAAUCAUGUCAGUCGAUAUUGACAUCAGAAUCAAGACAUGGAGAACUUGUGGACCCCGCCAUUGGCAAGUCUUUUGACUUUGACCAACUUCAAACAGUUAUUACAAUUGUAAAAUGGUGUACCCAGAAAGAAGGGCGGGCACGACCUUCUAUUAAGCAGGUACUAAGGCUUUUAUAUGAGUGUGCAGACCCAAUGCAUGAUGGUUUUAUUGAAGCCGUGGAAGAUGAAAGAAGGACAAGUAAAGGUAAGAUACAUAGAAGAGAUGGGAUCUUCCAAAGUUGGGAUGGCCGGGGUUUAGCCUCUUCAUCUAGUACUUCACGGUCGUAUUGUAGUCGAAGCUUUCUACUUGAAACUGGAUCAUCGCCUCAAUCACCUUCAAACAUACCCUCUAUUUAAAUUUUAGAAAAUUAGUAACAUCCCAAAAACCAAAGGGGAUUUUGUAGUUGUACAGUCGAUUACCCUUGAUAGGUUUCGUGUGUUUUGUAUGACAAAGGACAUGAAAGUCUUGGCAUUUUAUAAGCCAUGAAUCAUAUUGCUGGUAUGUUUUCAGAAAUUGUAGAGUAUGGUCUCUUCUUGUCCUUGAGAUAUUCAAAGAUUAUUCAUCAGCAAGUAUGAGACUUUAAAAUCAAGGCUUUCAACAAUAUAUCAAGAAAGCGAAGCCAAGACAUCUAGCAAUACUUGAGAUAGUUUUACUCGGUUGUGGAUUAAAGUUUUUAGUCCAAUCAUUUAUGUUCUAUGUUUCCAAACAUAAUGUUACUCAUUUGUGAUACAUUAUAUAUUAUAUUGCUUUCUUCCACAUUUA